Molecule: messenger RNA, 4323 nt
Organism: Rhinichthys klamathensis goyatoka
Lineage: Eukaryota; Metazoa; Chordata; Actinopteri; Cypriniformes; Leuciscidae
Gene: slc12a7a
Product: solute carrier family 12 member 7a
Exons: 26
Coding region: 298-3657 (1119 amino acids)
Biological process (GO): chloride transmembrane transport; chloride ion homeostasis; potassium ion homeostasis
Cellular component (GO): membrane
Molecular function (GO): potassium:chloride symporter activity
Source: RefSeq, a predicted model, not a curated record
CGGCAAACAAUCACCUCCCUCCCAGCCUUCACAGGUACAAUGAGAAGGGCAGUUAACACAAAACAGGAAGCACCAGCUCAGAGCUCUGUGGCAGGACAGAACGGCCUGUCGCCCUGAGGGAGGAGUUGUGUAAUGCUCCUUAUUUGGAAGAAAGAGAUCACAUGGGCUGCCGCGUCUGAACAACAGUUGUGAAGAAGUCAGAGAACUUCGAACUCUGCCGAGCCCAGGAGACUUGGGGUGAGACAGAGAGAAAAAGACUCAAAAAACAAAACACAGAGCACAUGGUGUGAGGGGAAAAUGCCCACCAACUUUACAGUGGUGCCAGUGGAGGAUACCCCAUUAUCAGAUCCAGACUAUGAUGGAGAUAUACUGAAAGAAGAGGACAAGGAGGAGCCAGAUAUGGUAGCAGAACCCUACUCAGGUGAGGAUACCCUCAGGGAAACCAGCUCCUUAAUUAGUACAGAUCAUGAUGACAGCAUCUACGGCAAGAAUAUGGCUCUCUAUGAGGACGAGAUGGACAGCACUCCGAUGGUGUCAUCCCUUCUCAACAAACUUGCCAACUACACUAACAUAACCCAGGGGGUCAUCGAGCAUGAGGAGGCUGAGAGUGAGGAUGGGAUUCAGAGAGUCGCCGUGAAGGGCCCUCAGAUGGGAACAUUUAUAGGAGUGUUCCUGCCCUGCAUGCAGAACAUUCUGGGUGUAAUUCUGUUCCUGCGGCUCACGUGGAUAGUGGGUACCGCGGGAAUCUUGGAGGCCCUUGCUGUCAUCUUUAUGUGCUGUUCUUGUACCAUGCUGACUGCAAUUUCAAUGAGUGCCAUUGCGACUAAUGGUGUAGUGCCUGCUGGUGGCUCAUACUACAUGAUUUCCAGAGCAUUAGGCCCAGAGUUUGGAGGAGCAGUGGGUCUGUGUUUCUACCUGGGCACCACAUUUGCAGGUUCUAUGUACAUAUUAGGAACCAUGGAAAUUUUUUUGACAUACAUCAUGCCCACUGCCAAUGUGUUUAAAGCGCAGGAGUCAUAUUGGAUGCAAAAUAACAUGCGUAUUUAUGGCACAUGCUGUUUAGCUAUCAUGACCCUGGUAGUGUUUGUUGGAGUGAAAUAUGUCAACAAACUGGCCUUGAUCUUCCUGUCCUGUGUGGUGCUGUCAAUUAUGGCCAUUUAUGCAGGCGUCAUCCAAAGCGCAAUCAAGCCUCCCAAUUUUAAAAUCUGUCUACUAGGCAACCGCCUCUUGAAAAAUUAUGAUUUUGACAAGUGUCUAAAGACGGAGGUCAUCGACAAUGUAACCCGCCCUACCGAACUGUGGAAUCUUUUUUGCAAAGGUGACUUAGGAAAUGCAACAUGUGAUGAGUACUUCACCCUUCACAAUUUGACAGAGAUUCAGGCUGUUCCUGGCUUGCUCAGCACGGCCAUAUCAGAGAACAUGUGGGGGGGACACUAUGGACAAUACAUGGCGAUAGUGGAGAAGAAGGAACCAAAAUCAGAAUCUGCUUCAGAUAACAUGGACAAGAACAUUUCAAUGCCUUAUGUCUUUAAUGACAUCGCCACCUUCUUCACCCUUCUGGUUGGAAUCUACUUCCCCUCAGUUACAGGAAUCAUGGCUGGAUCGAACAGGUCUGGAGAUCUUAGAGACCCUCAGAGGUCCAUUCCCACUGGCACCAUUCUGGCUAUUGCAACCACCUCCUUAAUCUACGUUUCUUGUGUGGUGUUAUUUGGAGCAUGUAUUGAAGGUGUGGUGUUGCGAGACAAGUAUGGAGACUCAGUUAAGAACACUCUAGUUGUUUCAACACUAGCUUGGCCUUCUUCAUGGGUGAUUGUGAUUGGCUCGUUUUUCUCAUGUUGUGGGGCGGGCCUACAGAGCCUCACUGGUGCUCCCAGGAUCCUUCAGGCUAUAGCUCGAGAUGGCAUCAUGCCAUUCUUAAAGGUGUUUGGUCAUAGUAAAGCUAACGGUGAGCCAACCUGGGCCUUACUCCUAACUGCAGCCAUCUGUGAGAUUGGGAUCCUCAUCGCUUCCCUAGAUGAUGUUGCUCCCAUCCUGUCAAUGUUUUUCUUGAUGUGUUACCUCUUUGUAAACCUGGCCUGUGCUGUCCAAACACUUCUACGCACCCCAAAUUGGAGGCCAAGAUUCAAGUUCUACCACUGGUCCCUCUCUUUCCUUGGGAUGAGCCUGAGUCUCUCCCUCAUGUUUGUCUCAUCUUGGUUCUAUGCUUUGUUUGUCAUACUGAUUGCUGGAUGCAUCUACAAGUACAUUGAAUACAGAGGGGCAGAGAAGGAAUGGGGAGAUGGGAUUCGAGGAUUAUCCCUUAACGCAGCUCGUUAUGCCUUAAUAAAACUGGAAGAGGCGCCACCUCACACAAAGAACUGGAGACCUCAGCUGCUGGUGCUCCUAAAGUUGGACUCUGACCUGGGGGUAAAACAUCCACGUCUGCUUUCCUUUACCUCACAGCUGAAGGCUGGGAAAGGCCUGACUAUCGUUUGCUCAGUGCUGGAGGGCACCUACAUGGCUCGUGGGGCAGAUGCUAAGCUCUCUGAACAGAAUAUCAAAGCAGCCAUGGCAAAAGAUAAAACUAAGGGUUUCUGUCAUGUGGUGGUGUCCUCUAAUCAGCGGGAUGGUUUCUCUCACCUGAUCCAGUCCGCAGGCCUGGGUGGCAUGAAACACAAUGCUGUGCUGGUGGCCUGGCCCGCCAAUUGGAAACAGUCAGAGAGCUCCCUCUCCUGGAAGAACUUCAUUGAAACCAUCAGAGAGACAACAGCUGCCCACCAGGCCCUGUUAGUGGCGAAAAACAUUGAUACAUUUCCCACAAACCAGGACCGGUUAGCUGAGGGUACCAUUGAUGUCUGGUGGAUUGUCCAUGAUGGUGGUCUACUCAUGCUUCUUCCGUUCCUGCUCCGCCAGCACAAGGUUUGGAGAAAGUGUAAGAUGAGGAUCUUCACAGUGGCUCAGAUGGAUGACAACAGCAUCCAGAUGAAGAAAGACCUGCAGACGUUCUUGUACCACUUGCGUCUUGAAGCGAAGGUGGAAGUUGUGGAAAUGCAUGCAGGCGAUAUCUCGGCCUUCACCUAUGAGAAGACCCUUGUGAUGGAACAACGCUCUCAGAUGCUGAAGCAGAUGCAGCUUUCUAAGACAGAGCGGGAGAGAGAGAUUCAAAGCAUCUCAGAUGAAUCCCGGAAUUCCAUCAGGAGGAAGCCCUGCGGCCAGAAAACAUCUCACAAGAAUAAGUCACAAGUGCCAACUGUAAUUCUGGACGAGCCUCAGCUGAUUCAUGACAGGAACACUAAAUCACAUGCCGUUCAGAACGACAAGCCCACACCCACGUCCGACCGGGUCCAUAUGACCUGGACCAAAGAGAAGCUGAUUAGUGAGCGCAACCGCCUUCGGGAGGCCAACAUGACUGUGCGGGACAUCUUCAAUAUGAAACCAGAGUGGGAGAAUCUGGAUCAGACUAAUGUGAGAAGAAUGCACACUGCAGUGAAACUGAAUGAGGUUGUAGUUAACAAAUCCCAGGGAGCCCAACUGGUGCUGCUGAACAUGCCAGGACCACCCAAAAACCAGGGCGGGGAUGAGAACUACAUGGAGUUCCUGGAGGUCCUCACAGAUGGAUUGGAGCGGGUGCUGCUGGUCCGAGGUGGUGGCAGGGAGGUCAUCACCAUUUACUCGUAGCAUCAUGCAGGAACAUACACCGAGGAGAGCAUUUCUGUCAGGAGAAGCUGUCCAGAGCUGCAGAUACUGUACAAAUGGGCUCAUGACAGGAAGUCCCACUCCAGCUGCAGGCCAGCACAGCACAUUUGAGGAUUCUUCUCAUUUCCGUCUCAUUUAGCGCUGUCCAAUUGUGAUCAGAUCGACGAAAACGCAUUUUAAUACCAGGUGUAAACGGAUGCUGUAAUAUGUGAUCCAUAUUAAUCAUUUAAAUAGAGACAGGCCAAAGACCUAGAUGUAUCCAAUUAGACUUGAGAGUGGCAUCAGCUGUCUUAUUGCUGAGAUAUGUAACUCUAAGGGACAGUGUUUGAAUCAUUAAAGUGUUUGUAUUUGUAAUUUAUAUGUGUUAAAUAUGUAGUUUUUCAUCUCAUCGCAUUCUUCUGCUGAGUUUUCAUAUCAGUGUUGCUUACAGUGAUUUUAUCAUUAGCCAAACCUUAAAUCUGUCAGUAUUGAAUAUUUCAUAGUUUUAAUACUACUUUUUUCCCCUAAAUUGUUUGCUAUUCAUUUCAUGACACUGGCAAUAUUUUUCUCAAAACAAAUAUGUAUAAUUUAUAUGAAUGUUUUUUUUACAUAUUUUAUAUUAAAAAGGCUUUCACAAGUGUCUGUCAUAAAGGUAAAUUCAAAGUUCAU